Molecule: messenger RNA, 3842 nt
Organism: Electrophorus electricus (electric eel)
Lineage: Eukaryota; Metazoa; Chordata; Actinopteri; Gymnotiformes; Gymnotidae
Gene: kcnip1a
Product: Kv channel interacting protein 1 a
Biological process (GO): regulation of potassium ion transmembrane transport
Cellular component (GO): voltage-gated potassium channel complex
Molecular function (GO): potassium channel regulator activity; transmembrane transporter binding; calcium ion binding
Source: RefSeq, a predicted model, not a curated record
GUUAAGGAAUGAUGUAGAGCUGUAGCAGACAGCACUCACACAUUCUCCAUACAGACGCACUCACACACAAAGCACACACAGUCGCAGGCUAAGAGGUGAAUCUCAGGUGGCUCCUGGUAGACAGGGGAAAUUCAGAGAAUAGACGCACGCACACACAAAGGCAACGCACGCUCCUCCGACAGGCGUGUCAGAGACUGUAGACAGCAGGCAUGGGGCUCGCCAUGGGGACUUUUUCGAUGCAGAGCAAACAGGUGGACUAUUGCAAAGAUAAGGUAGAUGAUGAUUUGGAGAUGACAGUGGUGUGUCAUCGUCCAGAGGGACUGGAGCAACUGGAAGCUCAGACCAACUUCAACAAGAGAGAACUGCAAGUGCUCUACAGGGGCUUUAAAAACGAAUGUCCGAGUGGGGUAGUCAAUGAGGAGACAUUUAAACAGAUCUACUCACAAUUCUUUCCUCAUGGAGAUGCCAGUGCAUAUGCUCAUUACUUAUUCAACGCCUUUGACUCAGGUCACAGUGGCAGCAUUAAAUUUGAGGACUUUGUGACAGCUCUGUCCAUCUUGUUAAGAGGUUCAACAAGGGAGAAGUUGCAGUGGACUUUCAACCUAUAUGACAUUAACAGAGAUGGCUACAUCAAUAAGGAGGAGAUGACAGACAUUGUGAGUGCUAUCUAUGAUAUGAUGGGGAAGUAUACCUAUCCUGCUCUAAAGACAGACACUCCUAAACAACACGUGGAAGCUUUCUUUCAGAAAAUGGACAAAAACAGAGAUGGUGUCGUCACUCUUGAUGAGUUCAUUCUGUCCUGUCAAGAGGAUGACAACAUCAUGAGGUCUCUGCAGCUCUUCGAGAACGUGAUGUAAAAGGUGGACCAAACGAGAAGACAAAAAAGGAACAGGGAUGGUCUUUCAGCAAAUGCCUGUUACUCUGUUGCAGAGAGAGAAAAAAAGCGGCUUCUCUGACUCCGGCAAUUCAUAUUGUCACGGUAACCUGUAGCAAUUUGUGUAGCUGGACAUCAGUGCUACAUCGCUAUGUGUAUAGCAAUGCCACGUUACCAUGACAAUGUCCAGGUUGUUAGGGUGUUAUUUGGGAAACCUGACCACUGGCUUCUGUUGGACCCUCCGCCCUUGUUCCUGUUAUUUUGCAUUGUCAUCCGUGUUUACUGUUCCAGUUCAUCACUUUGGAGGCUGAAAUAGCUUCACUCAUUUCAUUCAUGUGUUAGGCCCAUUAUGUACUCCAGAUAAAGCCAUCAAAGGAUUUAGAAGAAAACUGAUAGCAUCCUGAAAUUCUAGAAUGAUGUGAUUUUUUUAAAUUCAUUUUAUUGGUGUAUUAAUUAAUGUUUAAAGCAAAGACAAAUAGAUCUUUUCCAAGUGUUGGGAAAACCCUGGGAAAAAAUAACUCAGUGGCGCUCAAAGUAAGUGUAACUCUCCACUGCAAUGAUUUGUCAGAUAUGUGGGACAAAAUGUUUUAUUCGUUUUUGCUGUGGCUAGGACACAGCGAAUGGUCUUAAAAUGAUAAUGCAAACUCAUCCUUCUCUUUGUUGCAAAAAACAAAUUCCCCAAGUCCUCUUUCGGUGUACAUGUUCUAUACCGUGACUUCAGCAGGACCAUAAAUAGAUCCACAGGAGACCUGUUCCCACACCCCAAAGCAUUGGAGAUCAUAAGAAAGAUGUGGUAGAUACCGCAGAUGAAACUCGCCUCUGGUCUGACAAAGCUGGAAUGUAAUAUUCUAAUAGUUGAAUAAAACCUUUUAUCUGCUCUACAGAUAAUAAUUAGAUAGAUAGCGAGGCUAGCUUGUUUUUUGUUGCUGAUGGCAUUUCAGUAGAUUAUAUAUUUGGAACCCUUUAGAGAUGGAGAGUAAAUAUAUCUAAUCAAGAAAUGUAAACAUGUAGGUUUAGGUUUUAACAACGCAACCUAAAGUUAAAUAUUAAGUUUGACAACUAUAGCUCCAAUUUUGUGAUAGAUUUUAAAAUUCAGAUCUGAUAAAAUACUCUGUAGGCCAUCUUAACUAUUAAACAAGCAUGACUGACAAUGAUCAACUUUUGAAUUAGGUCAUAAUAUGAGCCCAAUAUGUUAUCUAUAUUUGUCUAGCCAUUCAGCUAUUUUUUUCUACCGAACAAGUGGAUUAUUAGUUUUCCACAUACUAUUCCCAGAAUGCUCCGUAAGGCCCAACUGAUCUAUUGAUGAGUGUUUCUCCCUAUUCAAAACCAUCUCAUGAUAACAUUGAGCCUCUGGCACUUUGAUGAAUUGCAUCAGUUUCUUUGUUUGUGGAAGAACAGAUCACAGAGUUUCUUCUCUGCUACUUGCUCGAAAUGUCAAAUUUGGUCUGUGUGUGUUCCUGUGUCUACGUAUUUUUGUGCUACAGUAUAAUUAUGUUACAUAUAUGUCAGUGCAUGUUUGCCCCUAGGUCGAGACACCUCUGUUGCCAGAUUGGUCUGUCUGUCUGUCAUUCUGUCUGACAUUAUCAGUUAGAGAGGGAGUGUGUUUUGGCAAGGCCCAUCUACCUAAUUCAGUGGUCUCUCACAUUUGAUAGACGGGACUCAUUGACAAUUAGUUACCAGUCACUGUGUGCGCUUUAUACUAUAGCGUCCUGCCACAUUAUAGUAGUUGUACUAAUUCUAAAUGUUGUUCUGUGGGUAUGUUUUCUGUUUUAUUGCAUGAAAGCUGUGAACUACCAAAUAUUGGUACUGCUCAGUAACAACAUAGCCAUACCUCCACACACUGUGAUGUAGGUAAGCAGAGAUUGGGGGGGGGUUGCAAGUUUUACAGCGGCAACAGACUGCUCACCUCCAGAAAGACCUGAACUUGAGAAAAACAGAGAUUCAAGUUAUGAACCAGGAUAAGUAAGCCAUUGUUUCAUUUUGACUGCUUCACAAUGACUGCUGAAUUAUGUUAACAUUGUAAUUAGCUAGAUGAAUUACCCAGAUUGGUUAUAAUGAUUGUGGUGACAAAAGAAGCCAUGGCUUUACUGCCCUCAGUGUACUUUUAGUAAAAUAUUUGUUAUGUAUUAAAUUCUCAUAUUAUAAUAUAAUUAGAAUGCAUUAUAAUAUUUGAGAUUUGUCAGAUUCAGACCAGAUCAGUAUGUCAGAUUUGGUAUGAAAAUGUAUUCCACAGCAGGCUAAGCAAACUCAACACAACCUAUUCAGAUCAAUAUAGAUAUUGACCAGUAAUAAAUAUAGUUUAUUGCUGGUUUAAACAAGUAUUCCACUCUAAAUAAUAGAUUACUGCUCCAAGAACUGUGAAAAGGGGUUUUAAAACAGAAACAGCAAAAAUUAGCAGCUGAAGCACUAGCCUUGAUUUCUAGGCAAGAACCGUCACUCUUUGGAGCAGCAGAGUCAACUCUCCCAUCAGGGACUAACGGACUAGCGCUGUGGUGAGAACAAUUCAGUGCACUGAAGUGCACUUCACAGUUCCACAGUGAAACUCGUUUAACUGUAUCCAGAUGACUUCUGAACAACUGAUUCUAAAUCUCUCAGAGGAGAUCUGGUGAUGAUUAUCAAUACGCAAUGGGUUCUUCAUCAAAACAGAGUAGCGCACAAUACAUGCAGCCAUAUGUCCACUCACUGUGACAGGAAUGAACAGAGCAUGGAAGAGGGAACACCUCAGACCAUUUUUCCUUCUCCCUGCAUUCUGCUUACACACCAUGUUUUGAGUGAUGAUUUAUGUUCACAGCUGAUGUAACAGUUAAUAAAUGGACUUGGCAGUUUGCUGAAAAUCUUUGAUUGUACUGCAGACUGAGGGAAAUGAGAGACAGACAGACCGACAUGCAGGCAGACAGAGACUGGAAACAGGCUUUCUUGUUGCUGUAAAAAGUGAUAUUUAACAAUAAUAAAUUUCAAAGAAAAACAC